Messenger RNA from Sesamum indicum (sesame), 2055 nucleotides. RefSeq names its product CDK5RAP3 protein homolog. Gene Ontology annotation, biological process: regulation of mitotic cell cycle. Lineage: Eukaryota; Viridiplantae; Streptophyta; Magnoliopsida; Lamiales; Pedaliaceae. Gene Ontology annotation, cellular component: endomembrane system. The record is from RefSeq and is a predicted model, not a curated record.
GCUGAGCGUAUAUACUGAAACCUGAAGCAACUGCAGUCUCCAGAAGUAAAGACUAAAAAAGCCGAUACAUUUAGCCUAUUUUGGUGAACAAAAUUUACCUAAAAACAAAGAUGCAAAGUCAAGAUGAAAUUCGGAACCUCCCUAUUGACAUCGCAUUCUCUCGCCUCGGAGAAUGGCUGGUGGAUCGAAAGAGAAUUCCUGGGGACUGGAGGAAGCGAAUGACGGCUGUGAGGUCGAAGAUUGCGACGUCGUUUGCUUCACUGCCGAAAGACAUCGAUCCUUUCUUCCAAACCCUCGACCUCGAAGGGAUUGGCUACUUGGAAGCUAAACAAGUAUAUGAAAUUCUUUUAAGAUCAACCCCAGAAAGCCGUAAUAUUUUUGGCCGGCUCUCAGGUGCUGCUGGUGAUUGGGAGGCUAUAGUGCGUGCUUAUGAGAAAGAUCAUAUAUUUCUCGGUGAAGCUGCUCAGUUAAUGGUCCAAAAUGUGAACUAUGAAAUCCCAUAUCUAAAGAAGCAAGUGCAAAAGAGUCAACAGCAGCUUGCGGAAUUAGAACGGAAGGAAGCUGAUAUAAAAAGAAAUGCAGCUCUUUCAGCAGCAAAAUAUGCAGAGGCUUGUCAGGAGCUAGGAUUGCAGGGUAUUAAUGUCAGGUCAGAGUUGUUAGAAACAGCUAUAACAUCUCUUCCAAGCACUUUUGGCCGUGUUUUAGAAGCAUUGAGUAGUGAUUCUGUUUCGAGGGCCAUUGAGUUCUAUUCAACAUUCGUUGAAGAUGCUCACACAGAGAAGAAUAAAACUCCAGAUCCUGUGUUGCCAAACUUGAUUUUUGUUCGCGAAAAGCCCCCUUCUCUUAAUGUUUCUGCAAGUCCUGAAAUUUAUGAUGCUGUUGGUGCUCAAGUGUGCCCAGAUGAACACGCACUUGAUGCUGGGGCAGCCAACAUUGCAGCUGAUGGCAUUGACUGGGAUAUUACUUUAGAGAGCUCUCAGAUUGAUUGGGAUAUUGGUACUGUGGAAACAGAAGAUAAUGGUAAUGGAUUGGGUCCAUAUGAAAUAGUUAAUGCUAGUGAUGUUUUACCAAAUUCGCCUCAUAAGGAUGGUGCUGAGACUCAUCAGAUCUCAGAAAAUAUUGAAGGCCCUAUAGCUCCAGAUGUCUCCAUGUCAGGGAUCUCUUGGGAUAUAAGUGUUGAAAAUCCACAGGUUGGUGGUGCUGAGGAUGCCAGUUUACUGGGCACUGGCACAGAAUUUGGUUCGACCUAUCAUUAUACUAGAGAUGAAGUAACAGGAAGUAACCAAGACAGGAGUCAACUUAUGGAGACAGAGUACAGGAACAAGAUUCUUGAUGACUUAUUUGAGGUUAAAGCAUUUCUGAACCAGCGGUUGCUUGAAUUGACAAAUGGAGAAACCUUAUCUUUACAACAUCAAGUCCAAGCAGUAGCUCCCUUUGUGCUCCAGCAAUACGCUUCUGACUCAAUUCAGGCAAUGCUGUCUGAUAUCUCAUUAGCCAUCUCAUUAUUAACAAAUAGGAAAACAAGGGACCUGAUCAUGAUACUCAACUCCAGAAGAUUUUUGGAUCGCUUGGUAAGUACAUUGGACGAAAAGAAGCACCAUGAGAUUAAGCUAAAUGAAGGAUUGAAAGACCUUUAUACUAAACGCCUAGAGCUGCAAAAUUCGUUGUCUUCCUCGUGGCCGAAACAAGAAGCUGCUCUUGUGAAAACCAGAGAGUUGAAGAAACUUUGUGAGAGUACUCUUUCAAAGCAAUUUGAUGGGAGACCUGUCAAUGUUAUUGGAGAGAUUAAUGCAUUGUUGAAUAGUGGCUUAAAUGUAUAACUUAUCCUGCUAGUAGUUGUUCAUUGUAGUAGGCAAUGUCAAACAAAAUGGUUUAGGUGCACAAAUUUUGUUCUUGCCAAACAUUGUUAGCCAACAAAAGGCGCAAAUUUUCUGCUAUGAGUUGUUUGUUGUAGGUCGACAAUGACGAGACUAUACGGUUUAGGUUGCAUAAUUUCAUUCUUGCCCGAACAUCAUUAGCCAACAUUGUUUAUAUAUUUGAACCACUUUGAUAUUA